Messenger RNA from Leopardus geoffroyi (Geoffroy's cat), 4269 nucleotides. It is a transcript of the gene PAK3, whose product is annotated as p21 (RAC1) activated kinase 3. The record is from RefSeq and is a predicted model, not a curated record. The coding region runs from base 2028 to 3770 and encodes 580 amino acids. Gene Ontology annotation, molecular function: ATP binding; protein serine/threonine kinase activity. Lineage: Eukaryota; Metazoa; Chordata; Mammalia; Carnivora; Felidae. The transcript is spliced from 19 exons. Gene Ontology annotation, biological process: regulation of actin cytoskeleton organization; intracellular signal transduction; regulation of MAPK cascade. Gene Ontology annotation, cellular component: cytoplasm.
GGACACAGAGGGGAGAAGAGAAGUCCAAGUGGAGAAUCUGCUAGGGACCCUGUAACCAAGGCCCUGAAAAGCUCUUUGGGGAUCUUAUGCAGAUCUUCUUCAACUCCGUAACUCAGCCUCCAAACAGAAGGGCUUGGGAUAAGAGGAAAGGAAGGCCUGCUUAGGACGUGUAUCCUUUUCCUUCCUUCUCCCUCAUGUCUCUCUGAGUCAGGUAGACUUUCUGGAAUUCUGCAUCCUCAAGAGACACUACCCCUAACCAUCAACACAAUCGCGCCCUCUAGUGACCUCAACAGGGACAUGACUGGCAGAGUUCCCCAUGCAUCCCCUGGUCCAGCUUCCAGGCCUGUGCUGAUCUCCUGUGCAGCUGUUAACUCCCUGUGGAGAAGGGCUCCAGUCCUUCCAAAUGGCCUGGAGAAACUGAGGCAGUUGCAGCUUCUUGCAGGUCCUUCUGUAUGGAUGGGGCUGGAAAUUGAGCAAGAGAGCCAUCUCCCUAGUGCUUAGUUUCCUCCCUCUGGGCCUGAAAAGGGUUCCAGAACUCCUUCCCCACCAUCUUUAGUGCUGGGCCGGGCACCUGCCAUGGGAGGGCCCUGUGCUAGAGAGAAGGGUUGGCGGUUGGCUACAGCUCCCCCCGCCCCACACUCCCCCCAGCAAAGCGGCAGCCCUAGUCCCCAGACAGAGAGGCUGGCAGGAAACUGGAAUGCAGCAAAGCUGGGGUGCUGGUAGGCACAAAGUGGGUACACUGAUCCCUGGCCCAUCCUCCGGUAGGAGGCUAAGCCACAGGUGCAGACACAAGGCGUGUAAACAUGCAACAUGAUACACACACAUAAUACGGUAUAUGGUACAUGUAUGUAUGUAGUAUGGUAUAUGGUACAUGAUGUGGAUCAGAUGCAUGUCACACACAGCACGGAAUAGAUACAGUGCACACACAACACAGUGCAGCCCCACGGCACAUACACUCUACAGUACCAACACCGUAUAUGUAUGCAUGAUCUAAACGCGACUGCACGCACACCCAACAUGAUACAAACUGGGCACACACAAAAUGGCAUAGAUACGACACGGCGCACACACGACAGGGUACAGGCACACAGGGCACCCAUAUACAGUGAGUGCAGGAAGCGGCAUGGAUAUACUUGAGCCGGCAUGUACUCACACACAGGCCACAUCCCUGCACUCCCCAACAAAAUUCACCCCGCAGACAGGCCAGAGGAGUGUGGCCACCAGGUGGAGCGCUGCGUCCUGCCAGUCUCAUCUGCACUGGCUCCAGCUGUGCAAUUGGGGGAUUCGAAGUAGGCCGCCCUGCAGUUCAUCGGAGGCUAAAGCCAGGGGGAGGCAGGCCUGAGGACAGCUCUUGAUCUUGCGCAGAAGCCCAGAGGUGCUUGGUCGGUUUGGGCUGGUGCAUCCACUGCCCCGCACCUGGCCCUCUGGCGCUGCUCCCCACUCCCGUGGGUGCUUGGUGCCGUCCCCGUGCUCAGGAGACUUUUUGUGGCCACACUUCUUGAGCCCUCUUCCAGUCCUGCCUCUUUCUGGGGCUUUGGCAGCCGGCACUCACCUCCCCUCACCCCACCCCCCUUGCCGGCUGAGCUCAUGCAGCAAGGGAUUUUGGGCACACCACUUCGCAGCCCAGUGGGUGCGAUCUGGAAAUGCUGCUGGGAGUGUGCGAGUGGGAAGCACUCAGGGAAUGCCAGGGCCGCUGGGGGACAGACAGACAGACGUGCUCUGGAGUCUUGCCAGGAGCAAGUGGCAGACCUAGGGUUUCUAUAGUACGCCGGACAAUACCACCCCCUGUGAAAAUGCAAAUACUUCACAUCCGUCCUGUUUGAUCUAUUCCUCCCGAGGACACACGUCCACGGUUUCCCCCAAGAAAGAGCAGCUGAGUCCUUGCAUCUUGUGGCAACUGGUGUGCCCAGCACCCAGUCCGUCGGAGUUGAAGGCAGCCCGGCCCCUUCUCAUGGGCAGCACCCACCUGUGCUGAGGUCCUGCAGGAGUGGCGGUGAGAGGAGCUGCGCCAUCAGUGGUAACUGAAAAUGUCUGACAGUCUGGAUAAUGAAGAGAAACCCCCAGCUCCCCCGCUGAGAAUGAAUAGUAACAACCGAGAUUCCUCGGCACUCAACCACAGCUCCAAACCACUUCCCAUGGCCCCCGAAGAGAAGAAUAAGAAAGCCAGGCUUCGCUCUAUCUUCCCAGGAGGAGGGGAUAAAACCAAUAAGAAGAAAGAGAAAGAACGCCCAGAGAUCUCUCUUCCUUCAGACUUUGAACAUACGAUUCAUGUGGGGUUUGACGCAGUCACCGGGGAGUUCACUAACUCCCCCUUCCAGACCUCUCGACCUGUGACGGUCGCUUCAAGUCAAUCAGAGGGAAAAAUGCCAGAUCUCUAUGGCUCACAGAUGUGCCCAGGGAAGCUCCCAGAGGGAAUUCCUGAGCAGUGGGCACGGUUACUCCAAACCUCCAACAUAACAAAGCUGGAACAGAAGAAGAAUCCACAAGCCGUCCUAGACGUUCUCAAAUUCUACGAUUCCAAAGAAACCGUCAACAACCAGAAAUACAUGAGCUUUACAUCCGGAGAUAAAAGUGCACACGGAUACAUAGCAGCCCAUCCUUCGAGUACAAAAACAGCGUCAGAGCCUCCUUUGGCUCCUCCUGUGUCCGAAGAAGAAGACGAAGAAGAGGAAGAAGAAGAAGACGACAAUGAGCCCCCGCCGGUUAUUGCGCCAAGACCAGAGCAUACGAAAUCAAUCUACACUCGUUCUGUGCUUGAAUCCAUUGCUUCACCAGCAGCACCAAAUAAAGAGGUCGCACCACCUUCUGCAGAGAAUGCCAAUUCCAGUACUUUGUAUAGAAACACAGAUCGGCAAAGGAAAAAAUCCAAGAUGACAGAUGAGGAGAUCCUAGAGAAGCUAAGAAGCAUUGUGAGUGUUGGUGACCCAAAGAAAAAAUACACAAGAUUUGAAAAAAUAGGUCAAGGGGCAUCAGGUACUGUUUAUACAGCGCUAGACAUUGCAACAGGACAAGAGGUGGCCAUAAAGCAGAUGAACCUUCAACAGCAGCCCAAAAAGGAAUUAAUUAUUAAUGAAAUUCUGGUCAUGAGGGAAAAUAAGAACCCCAAUAUUGUUAAUUAUUUAGAUAGCUACUUAGUGGGUGAUGAACUAUGGGUGGUCAUGGAAUACUUGGCUGGAGGCUCUUUGACUGAUGUGGUCACCGAGACCUGUAUGGAUGAAGGCCAGAUAGCAGCUGUGUGCAGAGAGUGCCUCCAAGCUUUGGAUUUCUUGCACUCAAACCAAGUGAUCCAUAGAGACAUAAAGAGUGACAAUAUCCUUCUUGGGAUGGAUGGCUCUGUUAAAUUGACUGAUUUUGGGUUCUGCGCCCAGAUCACCCCUGAGCAAAGUAAACGAAGUACUAUGGUGGGAACUCCCUAUUGGAUGGCACCUGAGGUGGUGACUCGAAAAGCUUACGGUCCGAAAGUUGAUAUCUGGUCUCUGGGGAUUAUGGCAAUCGAAAUGGUGGAAGGUGAACCCCCUUACCUUAAUGAAAAUCCACUCAGGGCAUUAUACCUGAUAGCCACUAAUGGGACUCCAGAGCUCCAGAAUCCUGAGAGACUGUCGGCUGUGUUCCGUGACUUUUUAAACCGCUGUCUUGAGAUGGAUGUGGACAGGAGGGGAUCUGCCAAGGAGCUUUUGCAGCAUCCAUUUUUAAAAUUAGCCAAGCCUCUCUCCAGCCUGACUCCUCUGAUUAUCGCUGCGAAGGAAGCAAUUAAGAACAGCAGCCGCUAGGACUGCAAGCCUUACCCCACACCAUCUCCCUCCUGAGUAAGACUGAACUGUGAAACUCUGCGGCAGGAAAGAGGGAAGCAAAGACAGUCAAAUGGGGUGGGGGUGGGGGUUCUUUAACUUUCCAAUGACUAGAAACUUCUUAUAAGCCUUUUUCCUACUCCCUCAGAUUAUGUAAUUUAUUUGUAAGCCUGAAUCGCAGCCCGAACCGGGCAGCAAUGUCGAAGCGGCCGUGAAGUGGCCACUUCUUCCGUGAAGCGAAAGAGCCAGUAGUGAAUCCCCUCGUUUUGUGCAUUUGCUUUGAAGAAAACAAGGUUUCUCAAAGAUGCACACUCCCUCUUCAUAGUGUCGUGUUCGUUUUUAAGUUAGAGAGUAGUCCCUCUUGCAUUCGAACCUCCUUCAAAACUCCUUACCCAAAUGUGACGUUCUUCACUUGCACUGUCAUGAGGUGUCCAGAGGAAAAAAAAAAAAAAAAAAAAAAGAUGUCAAAACGUUUUUUUUU